Messenger RNA from Hydatigera taeniaeformis, 369 nucleotides. Lineage: Eukaryota; Metazoa; Platyhelminthes; Cestoda; Cyclophyllidea; Taeniidae. The record is from the annotation of a GenBank genome assembly.
AUGGUGGAGUGGGAGGAGGAGGAGUUGAGUGCCUCCGUGUGCUGCCCCAUCGAUGAGCACACAUCCACCGUCUGCCUAGUCCAACUGGCUUCCACUCCAACCUCGUCAAGCCAGCAGAAGUCCCCCACCACACCUCAUCUCACAUCCCCUCCCCUCCCUACUCCUCCUCCUUCUCCUCCUCCUCCUCAUCCUCUUUCCACCGCCACACUCCAUCUACCUACGUCUCCCUCCUCCUUCCUCCUAUGCACACAUCCCGUAAGCAAUGCCACAGACAAUCACUCACUCAAUCGAGGUGUCGAGGUAUGCACCCACAUCCUCGGCUGCGCUCAAACAAACAGAUGUAGUAAUACCUCUUCCCUCAUCAACUAG